Messenger RNA from Poecilia latipinna (sailfin molly), 3443 nucleotides. Its product is annotated as N(G),N(G)-dimethylarginine dimethylaminohydrolase 1. NCBI's taxonomy places the organism in Eukaryota, Metazoa, Chordata, Actinopteri, Cyprinodontiformes, Poeciliidae. The transcript has 2 exons. Gene Ontology annotation, molecular function: amino acid binding; dimethylargininase activity. The record is from RefSeq and is a predicted model, not a curated record. Gene Ontology annotation, biological process: arginine metabolic process; positive regulation of nitric oxide biosynthetic process. Bases 318 to 632 code for a protein of 104 amino acids. Gene Ontology annotation, cellular component: mitochondrion.
GGAGUACAGAAAAAUACUGCCUACCUUUUACCUCGGGGGUUUCAGUAAGACCCUGCUACAUGAAACGAUUCCGAUUUAUUGAUAGUUUUGAACCAGAUGGGGAAGUUGUGCGUAAAGACGCAACAAUUUGAUGCUUUAAACAGCUGCUAGACUCCCAAAAUGUUUAUAAAGAAUAUAAACUCUUACCAUUUCUAUCUUGAUAUAGUCUUUUAUAUUUGUUUUAAAUUACUUCAAAUGCCGCUCCGACCAAGACGGCUGAUGAACCUCACUGAUUUGUGCGUGCCAAGAAAGAGAGAGAAAAAGAGGAAAGCGAAAACAUGGCUGGUUUGAUGGCAGGUUUUGGUCACUACACCCAUGCGGUUGUCCGGGGAAUCCCCGCGUCCCUGGCCAAAGAGGCGCUCAGGACCAGCCAGGCGGAGGUGGACCUGACAAGGGCGCGGACGGAACACGAGGCGUACGUCGAGGUGUUGCGGACGAGGCUCGGGCUGGGGGUGGUGGAGCUGCCCGCGGACGAGUCGCUCCCGGACUGCGUGUUCGUGGAGGACGCGGCAGUGGUGUGCGGCGAGACGGCGCUCAUCACCAGACCCGGGGCGGAGAGCAGGAGGAGAGAGGUAAGGGAUGUGUCAGUAUGAUUCAACAUGCCCAAAAUAAUACAAUUAAAAAAAAAAAAAAAAGUUUGAUAUGGGCUUGGAUGGGUUUGCUUAAUCCCUCCUCUCCUUGUUGCCAGUUGGGAUGCAAUUAAUAUGUUUCAGGGAUGCACAGGAAGCUGAAUGAUGCACUGACAAAACAUCCAGGUGACCAACAUUAGAGCAGAUUACUCAACACAUAAAGCGCCCAUGUGUGAUGAUGAUGACAUAGUUAAAUAUGAACUAAACCCUUUAUCUCUAUACAGUGUGCAAAUCUGUGCACAACAUCCUCAGUUAUAGAUAUAAAACAACGAUAAAUAACCAGUAUGUGCAGUCUGUUAAUAUGAGGGUGUAUUGAUAACUUUGCAAGACAACAUCCAUAUCAAACAGUCAUAUAAAAUUUUGUAUUGGGUGUUAAUGUAUUUUUUUAUGUAUAUUUUAUUUCUAAUUGAUUGCAAGUUCACAGUGUUUGCUUUCUUUUAUUGUAGAUACUUUGCAUUUCAAGGCAUCCAGUGCAGUGUUGCCUCAUAACUUACAAAAUUUGACCUAAGUUGGAACACACAGCUUUGAGCGAAACACAGCGUCUCCGGAAAAAUGUAAAAAAAAAAAAAAAAAAAAAAUGAAAUGACUGGAAAACAAAGGAAACAAAUAAAUACAUUGUGUGACUGCACAUGGUUGCCUAGUGAGGGGAAGCUGCAGUGUGGGGUAUUCAUGUGUGAGUGUUUGCCAAUGAGGGGAAUGGUAGGACAGAUUCUGUGAAAGCUCCCUGUCAUUCCACAUCAGAGACACUUUGCUUGGCUCACUGGUGAUAAUGGUCCUCCAGCCUCACUGACGGCACAGAUAUUGAUCAGAAAGCUCAGUGCAGCCACCCUCAGCCCCGCCGCGUUUCACAUAUGACGCACAUGAUGCCAGUUUGGUUUGCACUGCAUAUGAAUGUACACUGUCAACACUCAUAAUAAUAUGUGCAUGCUUUUUGUGCACUGGCUUGGUUACUUACCGUUAUUGCAGUAGGCAGGAAGCAUAGCAAGCCAGGGGCAUAUAUAAUGGCAGAACACAUGCUUGUGCAAAUCACAAGUGCAAUUUAGCAAAAUUAAUAUUUUACACUUAUUUCUGCACACAUGGUGUUUUAAAUAUCACUGGGAGAUAAAACAAAGUUAGCUGCUUAAUGUGCUGGUAUGGUUGCAAAUGAAUUUUUGCAUUAAAGUGAACAUGAAGGCUUUUAGCCUGGAAUUGAGAUUAUGCAUUUCGGUGAUCAAUGAUAGGUUAUGCUUUCAUAUAAAGUGUUUGGCGGCCAUUUAAAGCACAUGCAUGUUUGCUUUGCAGCGAUGCAUCCAAGCUCUGUCAGGAUUACCCUUAACCAUUUGUGAUGGGUUUUAACAUUUCAGUUGCUCACGACUUUAACUCCACCGUAUUCCAAGGCUUGUCUCCAUUUCUUGCUGUGGCCAGUUCCCAGUUUAGAUAAGCAGUGCAGUGUUUAGGACUGCCUGUACUUGUUCUUCACAUGGGAUUAGGACACAGCUGUGUCUGAACAUGUGCAGACACAUUGCUUGGAGUCGGUACGUUACAAGGUUUCAUGAAAAACAGACUUUUUUUUUAUUAAUCAUUGUCAACAGCUUGGCUUUGUGUUCUUCAAAUGAAAUUAUGAACUUUGCCCAGAUCCUGCAAAGAGAUAAAUUAUCUCCUUGCUUUGAUCUUGAGAGCAGACGUUAUUUGUGGGACUAUUGACAUAGGAACCAAGGUGUUUGUCUAAGUAAAAAAAAUGCAUUGAGUUGUUUUGGGACUUUUCAACCCCCAAAAUCAGCUUAAUGUAUUUUCAUCUAACUACAUCCCAAAGUCACUUCAAAGGAACUUAAUGACUUACUUGAUGUAUUAAGAUAUUUCCUCCCUCUGUUCUUGGAAUUGCAAGACCAUCAAUUCCUUAAUAGAGCUGAUAAAUUAUAGAUUUUUUAUGAUGUGCCAUUAAAUAAAGGUGUAGAGCCACAGCAUGUUCUCAGGCGUUGGAGCAACGAUCAUCUUGAAUGCAUGUUGAAAAUAAAAUCUGCCAUGACUUGCUUUUUCUGUACCUUUUAGGGUAGAAAUUAUUGUCUUGAUUUGAAUAAUGUUUAGUUAUUGUGACAAAAAAUGUGUCUGGAAAAUAAUGAAAGAUAUUGGGUGCGUAUCCAACAUGGUCAUAUUCACCUAAUAAAACAGUUUGAAGCUGAAUUUGACGUGCCUGUAUGUCAGGGUUAAGGCAGGAUAAGAGACAGAAGUUAACCUGAGGCUGGUACAGCCCUGAGUAUCCCACUGAGGGAAACUCAAGGCCUUUGUAAAAAAGAUCAAUGAUGAGCUGUAAAACUGAGCUUCUUUCAAAGCCAACAUGUAAACCACUAGAGCAGGCAUGUUCAGCAAUGAUAUGUGCUCAUAUUAUCAACGCCUGCAUGAGGAAACUACCAACUGAUUACGCAAGAGUACAAGAUCCACUCUGCACUUUCCAUCUAGUCUUUUGUUCGGGUCUUUAACUACUUUUUCUUCAGAGGUUUAACAGUAUUAGGUUAUUUUUAAUAUGCAAGAAGAUGCCCCAGUCCUUCCUGUACAGUGUACAGUGGUUGAUUUGUCAAUAUCCGAAGGGGGUUGCUUAUGUCCCAAGAUGUUCACAUUCAUAAAAUAGGCCUUGUCACCAUAAUGAAUUUUGCUAGAAAUUGUCCCAGAAAUGAUUACGAUAAAGGAUGAUACUGUUGUUUUGAGACAAUUUUCAAACAAUAUAAUGUUAAUGGCUUUUUAAUGCAGGAACACAUUAACAAAGAUCUGUAAACUUUAAAUUCCAGUCAAUAUUUAACU